AUGCAGGCUUGCCUGUCUCCGACACGCCGAUGGGCAGCUAGCAGGAGGCAGCCAAGGGACGAUGAUGAGGUGGUCACCCUCAAAGAAAGGGUACGGAGGACGGAGUACAACAAAAAACAGACCUCAGGCAUACGUGGAUGGAUGGAUGGUUCCCUUCUGACUAAGGAAUUCCUUCCCAUUAGGUUUUCCGCUAUUCAUUCUGCCAGGUGGCUGUUUUUGCACGCAUCACGCGAUAAGCAGCGGCCCCCCAAGCAAGCUGCCUGGCCUUACCACCACACCACCACCUCAUCAUCAUCCACCAUCCUUCUCGGUUCCUUUGAAUCUCUGAUGGUGGCUGACACACUCUUCGUAUGA
This is a messenger RNA of Aspergillus luchuensis, 354 nucleotides long. RefSeq lists its product as uncharacterized. The coding region runs from base 1 to 354 and encodes 117 amino acids. NCBI's taxonomy places the organism in Eukaryota, Fungi, Ascomycota, Eurotiomycetes, Eurotiales, Aspergillaceae. The transcript has a single exon. The record is from RefSeq and is a predicted model, not a curated record.